This is a messenger RNA of Solenopsis invicta (red fire ant), 6683 nucleotides long. RefSeq lists its product as uncharacterized. The coding region runs from base 472 to 675 and encodes 67 amino acids. The transcript is spliced from 4 exons. Lineage: Eukaryota; Metazoa; Arthropoda; Insecta; Hymenoptera; Formicidae. The record is from RefSeq and is a predicted model, not a curated record.
GUCGCUCGGCAGCCACCCUAUCCUACGCGGGGCCGUUCAGCUUCGGGCGCCGUCGUCGGAGCAGCGGCAACCGCGGUAUCGCGCGGCACCGAACCGGGGCGUUCAGUCGGCAUCGCGUUCACCCCGCGUCAACCACGUCACGAGGGUGGUUUCACGUCGCGUCAUCCGCUGGACCGCCGUAUCCGUGACCCGAGCGCUCCUCGUGGCGCGCCACAUUACGUUCGCCCGGUUUGCUCCGCCGAGUUGCCUAAACAAGCCAGAAUCGCCCGAGGACUACGCACCACUUGCUCGAUCCAGCGAUCUGAAAUCCCGCCAGAGCUCGUCUCCCGCGUUUGGGCAACCGAAAUGCUUGGCCGAGUGCGGAUCGCGAGAGGGAAAAUGUUCGGCGAUUAGGCGGAGUUGAAGAGAUGCGCGUGAAGCACCCUAUUUUCGAAUCUCCAAGGUGACGAACCGUGAAGAAAAAAUACAAACAUGCCGGUUGGUGGACGGGUCGCGGGUAAAGUUGGGAUCUAUAACGCUCACUACAAUGGAAAGGGCUACAGCGGCAUAAAUGAAGAGAUCAUCUGGAUCAGCAUAGGCAUGGGGAUCACCAUAGCCAUCCUGAUCACCAUUGCGCUCUGCUACAUCGCCCGUGAAAAGUGUCGUAAGCGGCAUGAGGGAUACUACACGUCAUGACGCAUGUUUCCGCCGCCCUCGUGGGCGUCCUGGUCAUUUAGCCCGACGACACCAGGAAUCCUUUUCAGUCCGACCACGUCAAGGGGUAAACCGCGGGCUUACUACAUCACCGUCUGAACAUCCCCUUCACGCCUUUCCAAUGGAAAAAGCCCUGGUAGCCGCGUCAAAAUAUGAAUGAGCGUGAAAGGAAAAUUCGUGCUUUUCUCUGCAUUAGUGAAAUAGCGACGGUCGCGUCGCAUCAUGAAAACGAUUUUCUCAAUCAGGAAAAUCCGGAGAUUAUGACAAAAAUCUCCGUGAUUUUAUCUUCCCCUUAAAAAAAAAAAAGAGUCAUUCGAACAAAAAAAAGAGAUUGAGAGGAUUAAGAGAGUUAAGAGGAUUCUCUAAUUGAAACUCGAGGACGGAUAGAUCGAUUAAAAAUAGAAAAAAAGCAAAAAGAGAAAAUAACGUCGCGCGCGCUUCCAUUGUUAGAACUUAAAGACCAGCGGAAUACGGUUUGUUUAUACGGGAAAAUCGAUUUCAAAUUUCUUCGCGAGCGUAAAGUUUUAUCAUCGGUACAUAGACUCUUCGCAUUUAGCGUUCGAAAUGCGGAACGUGUUCGCAACGGUAUCACGCGUUGGCAGGGCUAUUUUUCCAGAAAGAGAGAGAAGGAAGGGGAGUAACUUUCGCACCAUUACGCACACUAGAAGCAGCAAAGAUUCUCAAGAAAGGGAAGACUAAUAUUACCUCAAAGGCUUAAAGGCUACAGGAUUGGAAAAUAACGCGUUUCUUGCUCUUAGCGUUAUACAUAUAUAUAUAUUUUUUUUUUAGUAAGAACGUUAUUUUUCUAUUUUAUUAACUGUGACGGUAAGGUAGUUGAAUUUUUUCAGUAACAAAAUUAACAUUACUUUUAUCGUUAUCUUUUACGUUUUAUUUGUGAUUAGUUGGGUUGUGUAUGCACUGAGAAAACAAAAGUGUUCACUUGACUAAGUCUUUUAACAUAAUUUUUUCAGUUCAAAAUAUUUAAGUGUCUGACUUAAAUGUAUAAAAUGUUUGAAUUUCAGUUUAAGCAUUCAUGUGUUUAACUUAAAUACAUAAAUACUUAAACUGAAAAAAUUCAAUCGAGUUUCUCAGUGCGCUUAAUUUCCAGUCUCCAGCUGAUACAGCCCGUUGUUACAAAUGCAGUUUUAAGAUGUCAUAAGCGAAUCGUAUUGUCGCGUACAUUUUAAAGACAGCUUUGAAUUUGAAAUCGUUAUGUUGAAAUUUUUUAACACGACACUGAUGGUGCAAAAAGAUAUAAAUUUUGCUGUACUUGUAAAUUUAAUAUAAAUCAAAAUUGUUAAGUUUGUAUUUGAAAUAUUUUUAAAUCUUUCUUUUUGCGGUCAUUCUUACGAAUUUAAGAUACAAAAUAAUAUUGUUUCCAUUAGUGUUUCAACAAGAAACGUUAGAAAAGUAAAAGUUUCAUGUUAAUUUGAUCUUGUUUUGGCAUCAAAAAUGGAAAAAAAGUAGCGAAUCGUUACUUUUCAUGUAACGAUAAUGAUAACGACGAGUUUUGAAAUGACUUUCAAAAAGACGAGCUGCUUUCGAUUUUUCCAAUCCUGGCUAUGAAGAUUCCUAUCUGAAAUGAGAACGGAUAGACCAGCACGGAUCUAUGGUAAAUCGGCGACUGUCACCCGCAACGGCAACUAUGAGGUAAUACUACAAGUAGUUUUCUCCGACGUUCAACAAAUUGUGAUUUCUUCCGAACGCACCCGAGCUUUGUAUCUAGACGGUAGAGCGACAUGUGUGUACGAGAGUAUAUGCGAGAGUAUAGUCAAUGGACCAUUAUUCUCAUUCGCGCCUGUACGUGUCCUCGAAAGAGCUUUCCGGUGUUAAAACGUUUCUAAAAGGCGACGCAACGGGACGCCCGUGCAGUGCACUUUAACUAGGUAGUUAAAGUGCACUGCACAGAUAAAGUAAAUGGCAAUUAUCUACUAGAUGGGGGCGACCCGACUGCUUGACAAAUAUAGAUGAAGUAAAACUAAUGAUGACGACCUUUAUUCUCAGAGAGAAACUCUUAUCUUAACUCUUUUCUUUUUUUUUUAAUUCAAAUGCGAGGGGAAGAAGGAAAUUGACUUUGCAAUGUAUCUUUGUUCCAUGAAAAUUCUCGUCUCUUACAUUCGAAUUAAAAUAAUUGCCGCUCGCAAAUGGCUCAAAUAGCUAGACGGAAUAAAACUGAAGAAAGCUCAAAGGAACUUACAUAAUUCUCAAUUUUAAUAAUCAAAGCGUUAUCUUGGCUUCACGUUACGCGCGCCCCAAUUAGAUCACGCUUUAAUUUUCGUCCAUCUUUAUCGCGAACGUGAACUAUUAAAUAUUUUUCAAAGGACUAAGAAAUAAUACGUAAUAAUUCGCGAACAUGGUACUGCAUUUGCGAAGCGUGCAUCGUAAUUGACAAAUACCAGACUUCACGUAACAAUUAUUUUCCGAUUCAAGAAUUCGUUGAUGCCGGAAACGUUAACAAGUCCCGCAGAGACUUUAAUCCUUACGCGAAUCGUUCACCUGGGGGGCAGCGCGAAGGAGGAGGAUAAUUUAAAAGAUUAAGACGUUUUUCACACGUCUCGCCGACGCCUUUCAGAUAAUUGCCCGGGUAUUCUCAUCACGAAUGCGAAUGAUACCGCGCGGAAUCGUUUUCAUUACUCAUCCGGCGCUCUUUACCCCGGGACAAAUGGAAGUAUCUCAUCAAAGUGUUCCCAAGCAGAAAAUUCUACUCUAAAUGAAAGUGCGGUGAUUUACGGCUAUGACGAGCGAUUUCACGGAUCACGCGAGCAGAUCCCUCAUCGUUGUCCGCAAAACUGGAAGCCGGGAGCAUCAGCUCUUAUUAACGAUUAUUAAAGCGGUCUUUACGCUUCCCUCUUAAUCGCGCUUGUCGUCUUCAUAUACGACAAGCGCGACUCUAUAUUAUUGGCAAGCGAUCGAUUAAAUCGUGAGCUGAAUAAUUCCGGAGCUGGAUAAAUCUUUCAUCGUCGUUUACCGCAAUUAACUCUGCCAUCCACCGAAAACUUCAAUAUCCGUUUAUAUCCGCGACGCGUGUUGCCGCGGCUUGUAAAAGUUUAAUCCCACGUUGUUUCCCCGCUUCCUUUCCGGCGCUUGGGAAAAUAUCGCUUGACUCUAUCGGAGAUCGCUCGCCGACACGCCUUCCCGCUUCAAUCGAUACUUCGAUUGCACUUCGUAUUAUUGGGCCGCCUCUUGCAGCUGACGAUAGUCCCAGGCGCCAUGCGUUUCCGUCGAACGUAUUAUGUACGUACGUUUCCCACGGCGACGUGCAAUCCGACCUGCUCGCGUAACGCGAGCAAUCUCCGAACAAUUUAAUCAUAUCAUUAAAAGUUUUAAUUGCGCCCCAUACAACUUUUUCUUUCGUCUCGAUUGAGACAAAUGUUUGUUAUUUAGGGGAGAGCUGCCAAAAUGCGUGUCGGUCUCCUAAAGCGUACCUUUUCAAUAUUUUUACUUCAUGUAAGCGAUAUGUAGUGACAGAAAUAAAAAGUAAGAUGUAAGUAAUAUAUAGAUAAAAAUUUAACAAGUUUUAUUUUAUUUUGUGCAUAUUCUAUCAGUAUUUUGGAAAAUCAGAUAAUAGCUCAUGUAAAUUUUCGUCAACUUAUGCAGCUUCUAAUAAUGUUAUUAUGCAAUUUUAUUUCGAAUUGUUGUAUUUUCAUAAAAGAAGACUCGACGCAGAAUAUUUUACAUUCACUGUGCAUACAUAUUUAUAAUUAUUUGAAAAUUAAAUUGAUACUUUUAUAAACUCUAUCAAGUUUCCUACUAUACUAAUUCGUACUACUACAAACUUUUCUACAGAGAAAUGAUACUAACGUAAGAUUGAUAAUAGUAAAACUAGUAAGUGCUACGAAUAAAAAUAUGCCGAUUACAAAAAUUAAUUCAAGUCAGUUUUAUUGUUGUUUGUUAAUUAUUAAAUAUUUCAUCUCUUCUUCGAUAAAUUAUUAAUAAAAUAAAUAUUAGUUAAUGGUUUCCUAUAUUUUCAAGUGUUAUACUUUGAUUCGUAAAUUCGAUAUUUUCGAAGACGAUACGAUUUAAGAGACCAUAGAUACGCUGUACGCAACCGGUUUUCUAAGUCGCACCUUCCAGCAUGUUACAGAAAAAAAGCGUAUAACAAAUUAAUUUGUUAUUACUGAAAGGUUUAACGUGUAAUAAUAGAUGACUGAAACAUCGAGUUACAAUUUUGAACUUUGAUUUGCAUCCAAAACAACACUAAAUGCGAAAUAUAAUAAAAAAUGGCAACUCUCCCUUAAAAAAAAAAAUUAUAUUAAAAAAAGAUUAAAUUAAUGCAAAUUUAAAAAUGCUAUAUUUUAACGUGAUUUAAGCUUACUAGUCCUGCAAGAAAUUUUAAAUGUAGAUAGAGCUUCACGUUACUCAAACGAAGUUCUGAUAUUGAAAGACGUAAUUCUCGUCAAAAUAUUUCCGUGGUGCAAAUCGCGUUACUCAACGAGACCUCAAGAUUACACGAUAAAUUGAAUACGAUCGCAAAGUGCGCGAGUCUAUAGUAAGAAAGAUAUUUAUAGUUAUAAAACGAGAGAGCGUCGGAAGCAUCUUCGGGCACGUCUUUUUAGCUUUAUCUCAGGCGUGUUCUUGCGAGUGUCGCAAUACGUCCAAGUGACUUUCUCUAUCGCGUAGAUUGCACUCUCAUUAGAUAACUUCGAAACUUCGUCUGUGCGUCAACGUAAUUAAAAGGGGUACUUAGCUACGUAGUCCCGAGGCUACGAUUAAUUCCGUAUAACUUAAGAAUCCUGACCAAACUCUAGAAUAUACUUCUGAGAUUACACUCGGGCCUCACAAUCUGAAAAGAUAUCGAUCUUUAGAGUAUUUAUCGUUAGAACAACAGGUUUCUCUCCAAAGCGUGUUCCCCGCGAAAUGGUUGUCGAGGAGUUUCGCGAGAUAUUAGCUGUUGAAAAUCCAAAUAGCGAUCUUUCCCAAAGAUCUAUCGCAAAUUUGUCCUAUACGUGUAAAAGUGUGUGAAUAAAAUAAAUGUAUCAUAAUUUAAAAAAUUUUAAAUAUUUCGUGGCCAACAGUGUUGGGAGGCUGUUUUUUGUUAGAAUUAAAUAUUUGUUGUGACGUGGCUAAAAGAAAUGUUGUGCAGCUAUCACGUAAGGAUUUGGCGGGUGCGAAGCGACCGGUUGCCAAAAAAAUCAUUAAAAUAUAAUAAUUUUUCCUCUAAACGAGUAAUAAUUUACGCGUCUGUAAAAAUACACGUCGGCCAACGCACGAUUAUCCGCUUAGCCUUCAAGUAUAAAAAAAAAUUUUAUUAAUAACAUCUAUUUUUUUCCUCAUCUCGGUUGCGACUGAUACAUAAAUAUCAUCUCGAUAUAACCAACAUAUAAAUUCUGUUAUCUCAAACUGCCAAUUAUCCUUGCAAAAUUGCGCCAUGAUUGCAUUGCAAUCUAAAUCGAGCUAAAAGCUGACAAUUCGUUAUUUAUUUUGGAGCAAGCGCACAUAUGUUUGUAUAUUUACUUUGACAAAUGGAAAUGCAUCCACAGCCGUUGUGUAAAGCCAGAGCCGCGCCGUGAAUGACAAGUAGUCUCCGUUUCGCGUUUAAUCAAUCGCGCAGAAUGAGGAAGGCCCAAUUGCAAUUGGCGAAAUCAUUAACUCAAACGAACUGUCUUGACGACCGGUGACCUCGCACAUAAUGAAGAUGAAUGUUCCUCGCGCGUGCGAUCCACCGUCUUGUGGACUUUAGACAUACAUGUAUGUUUGUACUUUAUAAUAAUUGUCGAGAGAACUUGUCUCUCGCAUUAAUGGCCGGCGCUUAGCAUAUAGGGGCAUGUAUGUAUAUGUAAAUGUGUAUGUAUAUUUUACAAAUUUUAAUAUAGUGUGUAUUCAAAACGCGAGGCAUUAUGCACACCGAUCGUAUGUGUACUUUAUAGUUUGUACAUCUACUGAAAGUAGAAAGAGGAUGGCAUUCAGCAUUACGUCUACUGCAAAUGACCAAAUUCAUAGAUCGAUGUACUUCUUCAUUUGUAAUGAAUAAACUGUUGUAUCAUAUUCAA